AUGGACGGUUUAUCAAACCAGGGCUUGGGUCGCGCGAAUAGUGACCAGAUCGUCGAGAGUAACGAAAACAUCGACCUUGGCAACCUCCCACGAUUGAAUGACCCUACCGACUGGGAGCUAGAGCAGCUAGAGGAACAGCAACGCCGCGGAAGCAGUCUCCAAGUAGCAAACUGGCUCCAUCAUCAACCAAAUUCUCAGCCAUCACAGAACACCUUUAUCACUUCCCGAUCUCUACCUCAACGCCAACUUGAUAACCAAAGAGUUAUUGGCCGUGUCGAUGAUGUUCUCCAAGGAGGCCGCAGGCCAUCAACUCAGGCAAUUGGUACACCAAGUACGACGGGUCCGCACAAUCGGUUCUUCAUCCUAUCGAACAAUGUUACAUCCAUUGAUGAACGAUUGAUGCAAAGACCUAGGCCUUCAUCACAAUCUUUUCUGCCAUUUGGUACCCCUUCCGACAGACAAAUAAGAUAUACCGACAAUGGUAAUCAUGACGAAGGAAGACCUCCAGGCUUAGCAACACCUCAAGGUUCUUCAGCUUUCACUACUCCAUCUGGACCGCAUACGCGUGGUACUUACAAGCAAUCACCCGGUCCGGAAUCCCAACAGACAGCUUGGUCGGUAGCCGGCACAGACACAUCUUCAGGCUCGAGGAAAGUGCCUAAGCGCCAAAACAGUCGCUCAACUGACGAUGAAGCGACUGGCAAAUAUCAACACGCAAAGCGGUACAGGUCAGGACAAAAGAGCCAAUCGGUACACCGUGCAUCUGCAGCGUCAUCUGGUUCUUCCAGACUUCCCCAGCAAGGCACAAGUGUGCCACUGCAAACCAUCGAGGAUACACAAGAGUCUCAACGGCAGACUCGAAAUCUGCAACCAUUGUCAGCUUCCAGUGGAUCAAAUUCAACCAAUGUUCGGAAAGACGGUCUUGUACGUGGGCGCCCAAACAAUUUGGUCACGCCUGAGGAUUUUAUAGGCGCUUGCGAGACAUGUUUCUUCUGGCUAUUCGAGCCAAAGCGCUUGUCGUCUCCUGAAAGGCAUGCAUGCUCAGGCCGCAAGGAUGAAAUAUCACACAUUGUCACCCACGCCGCCGAUCAUCAUGGUCUUAUUCGUGGAAAAGAUCCAUACUAUACUGCUCGCAAAUACCUGACAAGUUGUCAAACUUUCGACCCUUUCAUCAAAGCGAAAGGAAACUGUGGCAAAUGUGACUCAUUGCACGAGUGGCAGGGACAGGAUUUCUCAAAUCAAGAGCAUUACGGCAAUGCCCUCUGCUUGCGAUGCUGGCGCACGUUUGAUAAGAAGGGCAUGCAAGAUCAUAUGGUUGAACCAUUAUGUGAUUACAAUGCGGAGCAACCAAAGGAGAAGAAAGUCUAUAUUCUAUACACCACCUUCUGUUCGGUUACCGUAAAGCCCAGCGGACCUCCUAAAAACAUGCCACCACGCAAGUCCAACUAUCGAAGCCUGGCAAACAAGUACAAUCGCACCAACCCGAGACAGCCAAACAACAACAACAACCAGACACAUCGCCGGCCCGCCACGGAACAGCCCACUCGCGAUCUUCGCCCUGCUGCAUCAAAGGUAUCCCAUGGACAGGGCAAAGCAAAGGCACCUUCGACAUCCACAGUCUCUCCAGCGACCCAGAACCGGCCACGGGCAGAGAGGCCCAACCAGUUUCCUCAACAAGCUACGAGAAAUCCACCGAAUCUACAUGCGGCGCCACCACAUCCUUCAUCAUGGCAGCAACCAAGUGCCCAGCAACCUUCCCAACCGCCAAUUGUCCCGAUGAUAUAUAACACCUCACCAGAGCUUGUCGCAGGUAUGGUGAAGAAUAUGCGAAGAAACGGGAUUCAGGAGGUCACUCAAUCUCCCUACUCGCCAGUGAGCCAAGCAACUUCCUUUGGAAGUCGGCAAGGUGGAUCUGCCGGUUACAGUUUUCAGUCACAACAAGCGCAUCCACAACCUCAGACUCAGGCACAGGCACAGAGCAUGCUUCCCCCUUCUUACCCCUACUCGAGUUGGCAGCCAUCAUUCCAACAGACUCCUUCGCAAGCAUUCUCGCAGGACCCAUCUCAAAAUGGCGAUUUCACCCUGCUUCAACCUGCAUCUACACAAAGCAACUUGUCACAACAGCCUUUUGAUACAUUCUUGAUGCAUAAGACGACUACAAGCGAUCGCCAAGGAUCACUGUCCCAGGUUCAGUCCACUGCUUCAAGGGUGCCAUCUACCGCUGGCGAAUCCAUGGGGCUCAUGCAACGGUCACCCAAGGUCGAGGAGAAACUGUGGCUGGAUCAGCAGUAUGAUGAUUUGAAUGAUAUGAACUUUGACCACAUGGGGUCUAACCCCGAGCUUCGAGUCACUGUCGAGAUGGUCGAGACUCAAUUUCAUCAACCAGAAGAAGGGCUUCAGGAUCUGAAGCCCGACGGUCAAAUAUCGUCCUUGCUCCGCAGUGCUCUAGAACAGGAUUCAGGUUACCGCACCCAAUCAGGGAUAUUCGAUGGGGACCCAAACACCAUGUUCAAAUAA
Molecule: messenger RNA, 2517 nt
Organism: Fusarium musae
Lineage: Eukaryota; Fungi; Ascomycota; Sordariomycetes; Hypocreales; Nectriaceae
Exons: 2
Coding region: 1-2517 (838 amino acids)
Source: RefSeq, a predicted model, not a curated record